UCUCUCUCCACCCUUCUUCCCUUCUUUUUCAUGGAAGAGGAAAGUGAGCUUACACACUCUUACGUAUUCUACAUCUGCUUCUUUAAAAUAUAUUCUCUCUCUCUCUCUCUCUAAGGAGGUUAGUCCAAAUUCUUGCCUUGAUAUCUGGGAACCCUGCAAUUGCUUCACAUCUAGUUACUUGACAUUUGCCAUUCUCCCACUUUCAACCGGUCUUCUCUCUCUAGGCACUUUAUGGUUCAUCAUCUCUUAGCAUGACUCCCAUGGAAAUCAUCACCUAAUCACUGCCACACUUCUUCUAUUUAUCCCACCAGUACCUCUCCUUUUCUUUCAUCAGUAAGUACUCUCCAACCUCCCGCUGGUUCUUCCAAAAAGCUCAGCCUGCUCUUUGUGUAUUACCCAUCUUUGAGCACAAAUGGCAACCAUCUUCCCUGAUCUCUCACUGCACAUCAGUCCACCAUCGAUCUCCGUGGAUGGAGCCUCGAUGAUGGGGGUUUCAUUUGGGGACCAGAAUUCCGCAGCGUCGGGUAGCAGCGAGAGCGACAUGAGCCAUGAUCAACCCUCCUCCUUGAGCUGCGACCAGGGCCGGGAGGCUAGCCAUGGUGAGCCGACGCUGACCCUAGGGAUCGAGGUGCCACUCACUGGUUCCCGUGACAGCCGCCGCCGCCACCACCAUCAACAUCAUCCUCAGGUGUUUGGAUUCAAGCAGAAUCCGCGAUCCAGCCACGGAAGAAGCAGGAGCAGUAGGGCUCCCAGAAUGAGGUGGACAACCGCCCUCCACGCUCAUUUCGUUCAUGCGGUGGAGCUCCUCGGCGGCCAUGAGAGAGCUACACCGAAAUCAGUUUUGGAGCUGAUGAACGUGAAGGAUCUAACGCUGGCUCAUGUUAAGAGCCAUCUGCAGAUGUAUAGAACAGUGAAGAGCAGUGAUAGAGGAGGAGGAGGAGGAGGUGGUGGAGGAGGAGGGGCAGGCCAAGGUCAGGCAGAUAUGGGCAUGAACCAGAGGACAAGGGUGGAGGAAGUGGAGGGAGGACUGCCAUGUGAUAAAGCUGGGAAUGAGAUCACCCCUUCUCACAAUUCCCUCACCAUGCCAACUCCACCAACGCCACUACUCAACUCACCAAGCUUGCUGUAUCCAUCCGCAGAAAGGAAAGCUCGGAACGCAUCAACCAACCAAAAUGCAGUGUCACCAUAUCCCUACUUCAGCAGUGAUCAUUUACUCGACAGUGACACUCAGGCAAUGGUGGAAGACCAACAGGAAGCACUCAUUGGGUCGAACUUAGAUGCACCAAACUCCAUGCUCGCUGCUGCUGCUGCUGAUGAUGGUCUCACAGCAUUGACGACGAAGACGCCCAACCUUGAGAUCACCUUAGGCCGCCAGAGUUGGCAAAAGGAGAACGCAGAAGCUUCCUGUGAGAUGAGGCUCAAGUGUUUGUGAUAAGCCUUGUGGGAUUCAGAGAGAAGUGUGUUCUUUUGGUUGCAUCUUGUUCUUCCCCCCUCCCCACCGCCCCCCCCCCCACUCUCAAGUUUUGCUUGGAUUGAUGCCAUGAGCCACAGCAAAGACAAAUAUGUUUGGCGAGUCAUAUACACUGGCAGCAUUGUACAUGUAAAAUCUGGUCAAUCUUUCGGACAGAAUCUGGCUGGGAAUGAAGCCGAUCAAGGUGUGCUGUGUAUGCUUUUGUGAGAGUUCUAUGAGACCAGUCCAAAUCUAAUAUAACAUUCUAAAUUUAUAUUGGAUUUUCCUUUCAAUAUCCACGAUGAGAUUCUACUCCAUUUGCAUGUCAUCUGUAUGGGGAAUAUAGUCCAAGAACCGGAUGAUUAGUUGGUGAAGGGGUAGGCUGGCAUGUUCUUGAUGCGGUGAAUAAUGGCUUCUCUAUUAAUUAUAUCAUAUUUCCUUGAAAGAACGAGAAGGGAAGUGAGAGGCUUGAGGGUCGACAGAAGCCAAGUGUUCUACGCCUCAAAGAGAACAGAAGUCAGCUUUCCACAUCAAAAUGACUCGACAGUACUGUAAUCAUCACCUGCCACCAGUUUCAGAAAAGAAAAGCCAAAGUACUAAGCCAUGCCAUGAGGAACACGUAGCAGCAAUCACAGCAUCUUUCUUGUAUGAUUUCAAGCAGAUGUAGAGAAAAAAUAAAUCUGAAGAUGUACAAAAGGUGGAGGAAAAGGCAACUCUCAAAAGAUGUAAAGAUCCUUGUGUUGAUGGUGAAAGGCCACCACAAUCUGCCUUGAUUUUUCUGAGCUGAUGGCGACCUCAACAAAAAAUAUCAAGAAUGCAAAUGGUCGACAAAUUUCGAUCACAAAUGGUGUUGUUGGAAGAAAAGAAAAAGGCAAAAAAAAAGAUGACUGGAAGCAGUGCAGAUAUUUGAUACCAUCCUAAAAUGACUUGGAAGAAUCUCGAGGACAUAUUCCUAGCAGUCUCCCUCUGGCCUCUGAGGGCAGAGGAAUCAACGCUGCCCAUUGUUCAUCCUACGAUAUGAUUGCAUCAAAACAAUCAUAGAUAUGCUCCCUUUAUAUAUGGAAUAGCAGUGCUGUGUUCCUAUCACACCAAAACCUGUGCUGCUGCUCCAACAGAAAGCAUUCUGAAGGGGAGGAGAGAUGUCGGGCCUCGUUGGAAUAUGGAUGGCUAAGCUCGGGAGGAAGCAGCAGAGCACACCGAGUUGCAGCUUGGCGAGGCAUGAGGAAGAGGAAGGCAAGAUAAGAGGCGAGCUGCUUUCGAGGGAGGAAGAAACUGCACAGGUCAAGGCGAGGAGGAACAGCAGCGUGGCCCUCUCCGAAACCACGCUAUGCCUUCUCAUGGAUCGGUUCGCACCCACUUGAUCCAUGAAAGAUCCUUUGUGGUUUCGUAUCGUCGAGUAAAUAUGAUAGGAAUUGUUGUAUGCUGAUACCCAUUAGCUGUUUGUUCCCUCUCUUCCCUGAAGAAGAAGUAUCGAUCUAUUGGACUGAACUCAGAAUCUAUGAGAGUUUAUGAUGUCCAAUUUAGUCCAAGUCAUGAUGUAUCGGAAAAGGUGGAAGUCUCUCCACAGCAAGUAAUCACAAGAAUCGGGCGUUACAUCUUGUUCUCA
Molecule: messenger RNA, 3056 nt
Organism: Musa acuminata AAA Group (dessert banana)
Lineage: Eukaryota; Viridiplantae; Streptophyta; Magnoliopsida; Zingiberales; Musaceae
Product: probable transcription factor KAN4
Exons: 6
Coding region: 413-1432 (339 amino acids)
Biological process (GO): regulation of DNA-templated transcription; abaxial cell fate specification
Molecular function (GO): transcription cis-regulatory region binding
Source: RefSeq, a predicted model, not a curated record